GAAGUUUGAUUGAUCGAAUUUGAUUUUGAUUUCACCAUAUGCCUUAAAUAUUCGACAGCAUAUGCCCGUUUAAUCAUUCGAUUUCGUUCCAGUUUGUCAUUUAGUGUGCAUUUUAAUCGUUAGAGUUCGGUUCAGUGCUUUAAAUCUGACAAAAUCAUUGACCAACAACUGUUUACUCAUUUUAUUUUGGUUUUAAACGCAAAAAAAUUGGCUUCCAGAAUGGAAAAACAUGGUGGUGAUGUCAACGAACUAAAGAGAAAAGUGGCUAAUUUGCGUAAACAAUGCAACGAAUACGACACAUUGUUGAAACAUUUUUCACUGCCACACAUUGAUUUGCCGCCAAAUAUGCAGAAAGAUCUGGAUGAACAUGCAGAGUUCAAGAGAAAACUCAGUUUAUAUGCUAUGGAUUCAUCAUUUUUGUCGGAUUUCUAUUGUACAAACACUGAAAAGAAUAUUGGCAAAAAGAUUGCGAUACUGAAAUCAUUCGGAUGUAAUGAACAGAUCGAAAAGCAGCUGAUAAAGACAAAAAGUAAUUUAGCAGAAGCUAAAAGCUUCGGCGAUAGUAUGAAAAAUGAGCAAAAGUGUUAUGGAAACAUUGAUCGAUUGUUACGUGAUGCCGAUUGUCAAAUUAAGGGAUUCAUUGAAAAGAAGCAAAAAUUGAAAGAAAACAUCACGAUUGAUAUCGACCGAAUUUUGAUGAAAUUGGAACAGCUUGUGCCAAAAUGUGAAAAAACUUUUAAAUAACAUUAUUCAAGCUGCAUAUUUUUUUUACAAAUUUACAGUUUGAUUAAAAUCACAAUGUUCAGCAAAUUUAUUGAAUUUGUCCACUAUGUAGUUCAGUGGGUCUUUGGAAUUGUUUUCAAUUAGUAAAUUUGUAUUUUUAGCUUUUUAAUUGGAAUUCUGAAAUUUUAGCAAUUUGAUCAAAUUAGAUAAAGAAACGGUAGCCUUUAUCAAUGAGAAAAUAAAUAGUAUUUGUGAGAUUUACCGCCUAUCUGCUGAAGUGUUCAUGUGAAAAAAUAGCAACCUAUGCUUAUAUGAAGGUAAUUCAAAACGAUGAGGCUAAUUGAUCUUGCGUAGCGCAAAUUUUAAAAAUUGUUUCUGAAUUGAUUCGGAUUUCUUGAUUUUUAAGAUGAAUCGCUGUUCACACAGGGGUGUAUCACAGUUUUACGCAUUAUUUUGAUUGACAAAUUGAUUAAGAUUUCUUCAUUUGGUGAACAGCAUUCAAACGUACCAUUUUGAUCACGAAUGGACAAGAGAAUAUCUUGACAUCUAUUAUUUUAAGGACUUUCCCCCAAAAUUUUCAAAAUUACCUUCGACUGUGCUUAUUUUUGCUCGCAAAAACAUCGUUUUCGAACAACGUAAGACAACUGUAAAAGAGAGUUUAGGCCAAUUUAAAAUUUUAUUUGUUAUAUUAUUUCUUUUAGAAUAAUAUGUUUUUUGACGUUGGAUCAU
Molecule: messenger RNA, 1452 nt
Organism: Sitodiplosis mosellana (orange wheat blossom midge)
Lineage: Eukaryota; Metazoa; Arthropoda; Insecta; Diptera; Cecidomyiidae
Exons: 5
Coding region: 220-744 (174 amino acids)
Source: RefSeq, a predicted model, not a curated record